Messenger RNA from Strongylocentrotus purpuratus (purple sea urchin), 588 nucleotides. RefSeq lists its product as uncharacterized. The transcript is spliced from 2 exons. NCBI's taxonomy places the organism in Eukaryota, Metazoa, Echinodermata, Echinoidea, Camarodonta, Strongylocentrotidae. The record is from RefSeq and is a predicted model, not a curated record. Bases 1 to 588 code for a protein of 195 amino acids. Gene Ontology annotation, biological process: DNA integration. Gene Ontology annotation, molecular function: nucleic acid binding.
AUGACCGCCAGGGCAGAGGCAUCUGUCUUCUGGCCCGGCAUCACCCCUGCCAUCUCCACCCUCCGCUGCAAUUACUUGGUUGUCGUCGACCGAUACUCCAACUGGCGAAUAGUUGAGAGAUCUACCCACGGCGCAGAUGGCCUCACCGCUUGCCUACGACGCAUCUUUGUCACAUUCGGCAUCCCUGACGAGCUGGCCUCAGAUGGUGGCCCCGAAUUUACGGCAGCAGCCACACGUCGGUUCCUCCAAGACUGGGGUAUCCAUCAUCGCCUUUCCUCCGUGGCAUACCCCCAUAGCAACUGUCGUGCUGAAGUGGGUGUAAAGACCAUCAAGCGACUUCUCCUGGACAACACCAGCCCUACCGGUGCCCUCGACACUGACGUAUUCCAACGUGCGAUGCUUCAGUACAGGAACACGCCUGACAGGGACACCAAGCUCUCUCCCGCCAUGUGCGUAUUCGGCCAUCCUAUUCGGGACUUUAUUCCGGUGGCACCUGGCAAAUACGAGCCUCACCGCACUUGGCGUGAGACCUUUGCGGAUCGGGAAGAUGCACUUCGCAAUCGCCACAUGAGAAGUGCUGAACGCUAG